AUGUUCCCAUCAGUUCCUCCUACUACCGAUCAACAUCAAUUUCGCAAUCAGAAAAUAUCUACCCGAUUGUUCAUCGUUAUCUUACUACUCUCCUUAACUAUUCUUCUUCUCUACAACUCACUAGUGUCUAUUACAAAAGAGAUCAUCGUCAACACGCCAAUGAUAGAUGAGUAUUCACAGUUAUAUGUCGAACAUGCACGAACAUUGACAUGUCCAUGUACAAAAAUAUCAGUCGAUCAUCACAUAUUCAUCGAUCUCACCUAUACUUUUCAUCAAGUCUGUCAUAGUGCAUUUGUCACAUCGCAUUGGCUCGACUAUCUCAAUGCAGCAUGGGGUUCGCGACGUUUGAACGAGAAUGAUUUUCGCAUCAUAAGUAUAUCACAUUUCCAGUUCUUGUCGGCGCUAUGUGAAUUGGCAAAUCGAACUAUCUCAGAUAGUCUAAUCGAGUUCUAUUCCACCCAAUAUGUUGCUAUGACUCUGACACCACGACAUCUCUUUGAAGUACAAAUGGACUCAUCCAUCGAUCAGUACAUACUAUCGACAACGAACAGUUUCUUACUUUCAAUGCGAAUCGUUCGUGAGAUAGCGUAUGGCAAUUCAUUUCUAUCCACACGAUUCACUAAUGGAUAUUUCCUUGUAAAAGACUAUAAUGACUGGGUAAGAACUGUUGGAAAGGAGUAUGAGAACUGUUCUUGUGACUCAGGCUACGACUGUAGAACAGCAUUAUCAAUCUACAAUCGUCUGGUCACUGGCAUACUAUUCACCGUACCAGGUAUCUAUCAAGGUUGUUAUAUAGUGGAAUCCUUGUUAGAUUCAACAUUGGAAUGUUUCUACAAUCAGUCAUGUUUUGACCAACUGAUUAUUGCAUUGAAUGUGAGUUGGACAUUAAAUGUAUCGAUUCUCAAUGUAUCCUUACCAAGUCGAUUCUUGGUAAAGAGUACAGUCAAAGCGAUGGUAGAUGGGCUGAUGGUCGAAAAGUGGAAUCGAUCAUUGGUGUUUGAGAAGUAUUACGAUGCAUGUCAACCAACAGAAUGUCGAUAUACGAUAACGAGUCGGAAUGAUGUGCUAUAUAUUGUCACAACAUUGCUUGGUCUAGUUGGAGGUUUAGUAUCUGGUCUACAAGUGAUGAUUCCUCGAAUUGUCGCAUUUGUGUAUUAUAUUAUCAGACAACGAAUGAGAGUUUCACCACAGUAA
This is a messenger RNA of Adineta ricciae, 1194 nucleotides long. The record is from the annotation of a GenBank genome assembly. NCBI's taxonomy places the organism in Eukaryota, Metazoa, Rotifera, Eurotatoria, Adinetida, Adinetidae.